AUGUCGGAAUUCGAGAUGAAGGAUUUGGGCAAAACCAAGUUCUGUCUAGGUCUGCAACUUGAACAUUCCCCUGAUGGGAUUCUAGUGCACCAGUCGGCCUACACCCAGAAGGUGUUGGAAAGAUUUGGAUUUGAUAAGGCAUAUCCUUCUAAGACCCCGAUGGUCGGAAGAUCUUUACGGCCAGACAAGGACCCGUUCAGGCCAAAGGAAGAGGGGGAGGAAACUCUGGGACCAGAGGUUCCUUACCUGAGUGCAGUUGGAGCACUCAUGUACCUCGCAAAUUGUACACGGCCAGACAUUGCGUUCGCCGUCAGUUUGCUUGCUCGGUACAGUUCUGAACCUACCAAAAGACAUUGGAAAGGUGUCAAGGACGUCUUCCGUUACCUGCAAGGGACCAAAGAUCUUGGUCUAUUUUAUAAGAGGAAUCAAGACCUAUCUAUUAUAGGCUAUGCCGAUGCUGGGUACCUGUCGGACCCGCAUGAUUGCAAAUCGCAGACUGGAUAUGUUUUCCUUUGUGGUGGAACUGCGUUUUCCUGGAAAUCGUCCAAGCAAACACUUGUGUCGACUUCCACGAACCACUCGGAAAUCAUGGCACUAUUCGAAGCGUCAAAAGAGUGUGUAUCGCUUCGGCGGAUGAUCGGCCAUAUUCAGCAGACAUGUGGGCUGAACACCGUACAAACCCCUACCAUUAUCAAUGAAGAUAAUGCUGCUUGUGUUGCACAAGUCCAGAUGGGUUAUGUGAAGAGUAACCUCACAAAGCAUAUUAGUCCCAAGUUCUUCUAUGCACAUGAGCUGCAACAGUUGAACGAGGUCCUGUUCCUUGGAUCAGAUGGCGGCGACGUCAACGUCACGGCGCUGUUCCACUUCAUGAAGGUGUCGCCUUGUUUGCUCGUGGGCGUACCCGAUGAUGGUUUUUUAGACAUUGGACAUCUUUUUGGUUCGAGCUGUUUCUCUUGCCCGUGGUAG
Messenger RNA from Aegilops tauschii subsp. strangulata, 966 nucleotides. Lineage: Eukaryota; Viridiplantae; Streptophyta; Magnoliopsida; Poales; Poaceae. The record is from RefSeq and is a predicted model, not a curated record.